Molecule: messenger RNA, 4323 nt
Organism: Nothobranchius furzeri (turquoise killifish)
Lineage: Eukaryota; Metazoa; Chordata; Actinopteri; Cyprinodontiformes; Nothobranchiidae
Source: RefSeq, a predicted model, not a curated record
CGGUUAUCGAGGCUCGCUUUUGUGAAUGAGUACAAUACGGGAGACAUGCGAGUAAAGGCUCAACUCCUCUGUCGCCGGGGCUCCCGGGGGGCCAACCACCGAUGAGAGGGAUUACCGGCGGAGCGGAGCCGCGAAUCAUUGCGGAAAAGCGACCCUGACUGCAGACUGGCGCGGAUAGAGGCACCGUGACGGAGACGGGCUCCACGGCGGAACAAAACCGCGGCGACCACAAUGUCCAUCCACAUCGUGGCUCUGGGCAGCGAGUGUCCCGGAGGAGUCGGGCCUGGAGAGGAGAUCAUGGGCCAGGGGCAGCUGCAGGGAGGCUUGCUGUGGAGCUACCUGGGUCACGGAGCGCUGGUGGGACCCUGCGACCUGGAGGGGAGUCUGCCCAACCCAGCCUUCUUGGAGUACACUUCACGUGUGUUUGGAGACGUUACUGUAGUGGUUCGGGAUUGCCCCAGCUGGGACUUGUUGGACAGCGACUGGGCGAGUGUACGGAAGGUUCUGGAGCAGGCCGACAUCCUGGUCAUUAAAUAUUCCGUCACAGACAAGCUGGCCUUCCAGCAAGUCAGAAAUGGGUAUGCCCCGAGGCUCCGCCCACUCCUGAGGCAUUGGGGUGUGCCGGUCAUCCUUGUUGCCAUUGGAGCACGCCUGAAUGAUGAAGGCCCUCCUUGUACGUGCCCGUUGUGUGCGUCUGACUGGAGCAGCUGUGUGCCUCACAGUGAAGGUCUGCAGCUCUCCCGGGACCUGGGGGCAACUUAUCUGGAGCUGCCCUCUCUCAAUCAUGUCUUUGUUGGCCGAUACUUUGGCAGCGUGCUGGAGUACUUCAUGAUUCAGUGUCUGAAGCACAAAGCCAAAGAGAGGCCAGAGAAGAGGCGAGGAAACAAAGUGAACGAGCUCCGCCCCCCUCACUUAGAACAACCAGCUCGUCUUCCUCCCAUCCGAGUGGAGGAGUCCAGCUUCUCCCAGGACAUGCAGUGGCUGUUGGAGCGUGGUGUGCAGUUCGCAGACGUGGCUUUCUAUGCCGGCGAUUCUGGGAAAGAGCUGGGUUGGGCCCACGCGGCCGUGCUGUGUGCCGUCAGCCCGUACUUUCGACAGCUGCUCCUUGGGCCCAAGACCAGGGAGCGUCCACAGUCCAGGUGUAUUUGCAGAGAGCGGGACGGAGGUCCCCAUUCGCUGCUCUCCACCUGGGAUGGAGGCAUUAUCGAUGACAUGCCCCGAUCAGAAGGUCACCUGACAGGACGCCUCACUCGGCUGGUGGUGAAGGACCCCCUCCUCUGUAUGUGCUUGUGGGAGACUCUCAUGUUCAUUUACAGAGGAGCGUGGGAGUGGGAGCACCUCCAAGAGGCCCUGGAAGAGAAGCUGAAGAGUUCGCUAGCUGUGGCUACACUUAUGGAACGCAUACGAUCCCUAAUUGGCAGAGAAAGGGGAGUGUAUUGCCCGCUCACCGGGCGGUGCUGGUUGCUCGCUGUGAUGUCAUGGCAGCCAUGUUCAGUGGGAAAUAUGCAGAGGCUCGGAGCAGAGUGGUUCCCAUCCACGGAGUCUCUUCUGACACCUUUCUGUCUUUUCUGGAGUACCUCUACACUGACUCCUGCUGUCCUGCCAGUGUGCUGCAGGCCAUGGCUGUACUGGUUUGUGCAGAGAUGUAUCAGGUGAAACGACUACAGCACCUGUGCGAGGUGUGUGUGUGUGCUUACCUUCAGAGCAUGCCCAGUAGAGAGCUGGCAUCAACAGGAAUCAGCGUGGUCAGACUGCUCCGCAGGGCAAAGUGCCAUAACGCAGAGCAGUUGUACAUCUGGCUCCUCCACUUCAUCGCCAACAACUACCUGAUCUUUAGUCAUAAACCCGACUUCCUGGAGCUCUCAGAGGAGGAGCGUGAGCAGGUGGAGAGGCUACGCUGGCCGUCCAGAGGAUACCUGCAGGAGCUCAGCGAGUAUCAGCAGCGGCGGCGCAAUCUACGAAAGUCUCGCUGCUUAGUCAUGUGACCACAUCUGGAGGCCUAAACUCUGUGGAAGAGGGUGGGGCACAAAAGGGAAUACAAGAGGAGAGAGAGAGGAUAGUUGUCAAAAUGUGAGCAGAAAGCUCAGACGAACCACACCUCCACCUCUAGAGGAAUGACUCUUUGCAUCAGGACAACUUCAUCUUGGGCAAUACAAACUAGGAUUUUAAAAUGACCAUCUGGCCACAAGGCAGAGGCUCUGUGAUAGAUUAUAUUUCUACAAGAUGCUAAAUAAUAAUCAAAUGUGCUAAAUUAUUCCAUAAGGAUUAAAAAUACCAGAUAUUCAAACCAGCAUUAUGUGUAAAUUGUUUCUACCCCCACCCUGACAACGGUGGUCUAAGCUGCACACACACCGGCUGCAGCAAUAAUUAAACCCACAGUAGCAUCCAUGUGUUGUUGGACGUAAUGAUUUGAAACAUCUCUGGAGUCUGGACUUCUCAGAUCAGAUCUACAGCCCAGCACUGGCUGCUAAAGCAGUCGUUACUCAUUUUCAUCUGUAAAAUAUCAGAAACCCGAUCAGCUUCUGAGCAGGACCAAUUUAAUUACAGCUCUCUUAGUAGAUCUUUCACAUUUAUGAUGCAUCACAAGUAAUUGUUUUGCAGCCAAAUUGAUUUAUCUUGACAGAAUAAAUUUAUUAUAUUUUGAUUAUAAUUAGAUUCAAAUACCAUUUUUCAGAGAAAAAAACGACAUCUAUUUUAUAUAAAAAAUAAAGUGCAAACAAAUUCGGAUAGAAAAUCAAGACCGUUCUGUGAAUACACAUCUGUCCAUACCAAUGUUUAGCUUAUUAGAUAUCAGAAAACCUGAGUAAAUACAGAAACAGUUUUAAAAUUGAGUUUUUAUUUAUUUAGCAGAUAAAUUGAUCCCAACCAACUAAACCUACACUUUUAUAAACACCCUUGGUUGGUCAGAACUGGUAAUGGUGAUGAGUUUAGAGAGCCUCCUGGACACUUCGCUGGGGAGGUGUUGGAGGCAUGUCCCGUCAGUGGGAGGCGUCCUGGUCGACUCAGGACGCGCUGGAGGGAUCAUAUCUGUAGGCUCGCCUGAGAAUGCUUUGGGAUGCCACAAGAGGAGCUGGUGGAGAAGCCUGUUAGGGAUUCAUAGUUUAUGGUUGAGUGUACACACCCUUUUGCUAUUGAGGAAUACCGACCUCUGACCUUAACCAAGUGAAGAAGUUGAUUUAUACAGCACUUUUCACAGACAAGUCAAAGUGCUUCAGACAAAAAAAAAACAUACAAUGAACACAAUUACAAUAAAACAUUAAAGACUAAAGCUUGAAAACAACAGAAUUACAAUUAUCAAUGAUCAAUAAGACUGGUGGUGCUGGUUUAGGUGUUUUUCUGCAUUAUUGAAUUUAGAAUGGAACACCGUGUUUAUUUCGCCUACUCCAUGUUGUCAGACAGGUUUUGAGGAAUUGAUUACAUUAGUAGUAGGCAAUAAUCUGAGUGAAACUGGACUCAGAUUUCUUAAUGUGGUUAAUUCAAAAUGUAGAUUAUUUUUUCCAUUUAGGUCUAUGCUUGUUUUUAAUACACAAAAUGAUGAUAAAAGUUGUAUUUACUCAGGUUCUGUUGAUACUGUCAUUCGUUUACUAAUCUGAAAUCUUUGUGACAGAAAAGCAAAAACAAUGAAUCUGUGUGUGGGCACAUAGGUUUUCACAUCACUGAAACACUUCCCUUUUGAACUUGAGCUUCAUACUUUGUCCUUUGGAGGGUUGUAGUGAGUCCUUAUUUGGACCAACACAGUGAAAGCCUUUGAUAGUGAAAAUGAUGUAGACUCCAUAUCACAACAUAAUUACAGUACAAACCUCGCUGCCUCUGGGUUAAUAAGACAGUAUUUCUUUUACCCAUUGUUUUUGGUAGAUUAUUUUAAAUAAAAAUGAGAUUAUGAUUUAUAGUGCUGCAAAUAUUUUUGUAAACUAUACAAUAUGUGUACUUGAAAAACAUGGCCGCACCUUUUUACAGUCCAGCGUUUCUCUGCCAUUUACUCAGUUUGAACUUAGUCAUAUUGUUGGGCUUUUUGAAGCCAAUUAUUUGUUUCACAAAUUAUUAAUGUACAGUAACCAUCAGUACCAGAUGGUGUCCAGUUCUAGGAGUAUCUAUGCAGAAAUGUAGCAGAAAUCAGUGCAUUUCUCUUCAGUAAAUCACUGAGAUUUUGACCAUAUGGAUGUUUGGUAUGCAUUUGUAUAAAAUAAAAUACUAAAUCCUCAGAAAUAUAAAUUUAUUAGUGAAAGGCAGGUGGAACUCUGGACUGUAAAACAAAAGUGCACCAGCUGUACAGUCUGUACAUAACGUAGCAGUGGACUUUAAAUAAAGACCUUUUAGAAUCAA